Molecule: messenger RNA, 2415 nt
Organism: Fusarium venenatum
Lineage: Eukaryota; Fungi; Ascomycota; Sordariomycetes; Hypocreales; Nectriaceae
Source: RefSeq, a predicted model, not a curated record
AUGCCCGGUGCAAACGUAGCAGUCCUCCCGCCCCCCGCGGCCUCGACAGCCUCUUCGCGAAAGGCCUCGCUGGCACCCGAACGCAAAUACAAGUGCCAGUUUUGUAACAGGGCCUUCAGCAGGAGCGAACAUCGAAGUCGCCAUGAACGAUCACACACCAAAGAGCGACCUUUCAAAUGUAUGAAGUGUAGAAGCACUUUUGUCCGUCGCGAUCUUCUUCUCAGACAUGAUCGUACAGUCCACGCCAAGGAUGGCGGCGUCCCACUUCACAGCGAUGGCAAACGCCGGGCUGGCCCCAAAACCCGCGCUGUCGGCGCGCCUUCGAAAUCAUCUAUCGCCAUCGAUACCUCCACUCUGGAGCAAAUGGAAUCCGGUGCCGAUGCCAUGUUCGACGUCGAAGCUGCAGCCAUGCUUGUAGCCGAUCUACAUCAUAAAGCCACAGCUGCGAUGCGCGAAGACCACUCAUACGAGGACACUUCUAUGACAUACUCACCUCAUAACGCUGCUACCAUAGAAUCUACGGUGACAUACCCAUCCGGUGCUAUUGCACUACCUCAAGUUCAGUGGGACGGUUUCAUGUCUCAGUCAGUCGCUGAGCCCAAGGCACACUCCAUAACCUCAAGCGCGUCCGGUUCAUUCGAGUCACAGCCUUCCUUUACCAGCGGAGCUGCAAUGCAGCCCCAGUCCAACAACCAACUGCCCCCUAUCAACGGCCAAAACUGCAAUGGUCUGGUUCCCGCUUUACAGUCGAUGAUCAACUCGUUACCAAACUCUGCCGCCGCGCCACCAUCCCCUUGGGUUUCAGAGUCCUCUAAAGCUGGUUACAAGGCUCCAGAGGUGUUGGGUGACGAUGAGCGCAACGCCAUCUUGGACAACAUUCGCAAUGCAGACAGCGAGCAUGCCAUUCCCGAGGGCUUCCGUCUUCCGGGCCUUGGAUCAUUAAAUCGAUACCUGUCAACAUACUUCGGGCUAUUCCACCACCAUCUACCUUUCCUACACCCGGCCUCAUUCCACCCUACCAAAGUCUCGCCCCAACUGUUGCUAGCAGUCCUCAGUAUUGGUGCCCUCUAUGCUUUUGAUCAAGAACAAGCAUACAUGCUCCACAUUGGCUCCAAGGUCCUGGUUAACCAAUUUCUUCAAAGUAAGGAGAAUUUCAGCUCUCGCAAGUGUCCUUUAUGGACGAUGCAGAGCAACCUGCUGAACAUGAUCUUUGCUAGCUGGAGCGGUGAUCCCAAAGGCCUUGAAUGGACGUGCUCGAUCAAGAGUCUGCUCGCCAACAUGGUCGCCGGUAACAGGUAUGAGCUCAAGCUCCGACAGGAAGCUCGCACAGGCGCAAAGCCAACCCGUGCCGAAUGGGUCGAGGAUGAAGGCUGUCGCCGCACAUACUAUGCAGUGUACAUCUUCUUUGGCCUGUUGACUCUUACUUAUAACCACACACCUGCCAUCAGUUUCAGCGAAUUUGAAGAUCUACAGCUUCCUUCUACGGAAACACUCUGGAACUUGCAGGUUGCAGACGAGGCGACGUGGCAAGAGCAUCUUACAGCUUCUACGACUGUGACCUUUAUGGAGGCUCACGACAACCUUUUCCAAGGCGAAACUCUUCGGUACAGCACAUUUGGUACUCGUGUCAUGAUCAAUGCUUUGUUCCUCGAGGUCUGGUAUCAUAAGCGAAGCCCUGAAGCACUGCAAGAUGUGGUUACAGAGUACAAGCUGCGGCUGGCUCUAGAGACAUGGGAGAAGUCUGUUGACAUGUGCGAGACCGAAGCAUUCCCAGUUCCUAUCAGCGCUCCUCACAAGGGCCACCCCUUGAUCUUCAACGCCAAAGCCAUGUACCGUAACGCCCGUGCCCGCCUGGAGGUUGACCUCAAGGCGGUACAAGAGGCUUUGCGCUACCAUGAACCCUACGAGGUUGCGGCCGCGAUGACGCACGCCCGUGAUCGCGUAAAGCGUUCAAGUGAGAUGGUCAAGGUUAUUGAUGAAUGCUACAACUGCCUCGAAACCGUUGUCUCCCAAGGAGUGAGAUGGAUCGCCCGUGUAUCGCCUACCAACUGGAGCGUGGAGCAUGCGCUCUGUGGAAUGGAUCUCAUGAUUAUUCUAUCUCUGUGGCUCUAUCGUCUGGAACACGACGAGGAGCCUGCUACCCAGGAGGAAUUGGCAAUGUACAACAAAGUCCGUCAGCUUCUGGUUAAGGAAAUUGAUGAAAACUACAUGUCCCAGCUGAGUGCAGUUGUCGCACGACUCUGGGGCUCAAUUCUGGAUGAAGUUGUUGUUUGGGGUAUGACACGACUCAUGGGCGAUUCUUUCAAACUACACUCUCAGGCUCUCGUCGGCUAUGUCGAUGAUCCUGAGGCUUCCUCUAAUGUUUCCACCCCCUCGAUGAUCUCGCAGGGGGCUGAUGAGGACAGCGUGUACUAA